This is a messenger RNA of Osmia bicornis bicornis, 3030 nucleotides long. RefSeq names its product serine/threonine-protein kinase unc-51 (gene Atg1). Bases 324 to 2699 code for a protein of 791 amino acids. Gene Ontology annotation, cellular component: autophagosome; cytoplasm. Gene Ontology annotation, molecular function: ATP binding; protein serine/threonine kinase activity. Gene Ontology annotation, biological process: autophagosome organization; autophagy; protein autophosphorylation. The transcript has 13 exons. The record is from RefSeq and is a predicted model, not a curated record. NCBI's taxonomy places the organism in Eukaryota, Metazoa, Arthropoda, Insecta, Hymenoptera, Megachilidae.
UAUAAAGCGGUGUGUACUCUGUCGUGUUUUUGUAUUUUCAAGUAUACUCUGCCAUCAAUGUAGUGAUACGACUUAAUGAUCAAUGUGAAUUCACGAAGGUGGACAAAAUGUAGACCAACAUUGUUCUUAUUGUUAAAGACAUUGUCGUAGAAUAAGAAGGAUCGCAGUGGAAAAUACUACGAGCCGCAAUUUUUCUUACAACCCACGUUUAUCGAUCUCUCCGCAGGCAAUGCAUCUUCCUCGCUUCUCAUGCUAUGUUUGUAAACUUUUGACCUUGCUUGGUAAAAAUCGGUGAAACCAUCUCGAUCGGUGAAAAAUCAAGAAUGGAAAUCGUCGGCGAUUACGAGUACAACACAAAAGACCUGAUAGGCCACGGCGCAUUCGCUGUAGUCUUCAGAGGUAGACAUCGUAAAAAACCAAAUUUCAUAGUGGCAAUCAAAAGUAUCACGAAAAAAAGUUUAGCAAAAUCACAGAAUUUACUUGGAAAAGAAAUCAAGAUAUUAAAGGAACUAACAGAAUUACAUCAUGAAAAUGUUGUUGCAUUAUUGGAUUGCAAGGAAUCUAAUCAUAAUGUCUUCCUGGUUAUGGAAUAUUGUAAUGGAGGGGACUUGGCUGACUAUUUAAGUGCGAAAGGCACGCUUUCUGAAGAUACUAUAAGGGUGUUUUUGAAGCAGUUAGCAGGUGCGAUGAAAGCAUUGCACGCCAAAGGUGUAAUUCAUAGAGAUCUUAAGCCGCAAAAUAUUCUACUGAGUCAUAAUUGUGGUAAAGCUUGCCCACAGCCACAUCAAAUAACAUUAAAAAUUGCGGAUUUUGGUUUUGCUAGGUUCUUACAAGAUGGUGUGAUGGCUGCGACAUUAUGUGGAUCACCCAUGUACAUGGCACCUGAAGUUAUAAUGUCACUUCAGUACGAUGCAAAAGCUGAUCUGUGGUCUUUAGGAACAAUAGUCUUUCAGUGUCUUACUGGAAAAGCUCCAUUUCAAGCUCAUACACCGCAUGCUUUGAAACUCUUUUAUGAGAAAAAUGCCAAUUUAGGACCUAAAAUCCCAGCUGGAACUUCCCCUGAAUUAUCUGAUCUUUUAAUGGGACUUUUGAGAAGAAACGCCAGAGAUCGCAUGCCUUUCGAUGAAUUCUUUGGGCAUCCUUUCCUACAGGGCACUAGAGAAAGCCCAAGUCCAGUUCCAGCUGAACUUCCCGCUUCUCCGGGAACGUUAGUUAUUCAGGAACGUGCUGCAGUUGUUGCAAGAUCAGAACCAGAAACAACAAGUCCGUGUUCUAGUCCUGAGGAUGACUUUGUCCUUGUGCCAAGCGAUCUCAGCAGUGACACAGACAAUAAUCCUAAUACGCAACAAGUAAAGUACAUUAAACAAACUAGUAGAGAAGCGGUAAGUCCACCGCGACCAUGUUUUCUUCCUAUUUCGGAACCAAUCCCUGUACCAUCUCAAAGAAGCAUCACACAGCCAUCGUCUCCUUCUACUAACACGAGAUCUGGAGGUAGCGUUGUUCCUCGUUCACAGCCUAUCAGUAUGAAACGCAGCGUGGAUACUCAUAGAAGUCAUGCCCCUGAUAUUGGUUCCCUUAGUCCACCUAGUGUUCAGUUUGUCAUUGGUACACCACCCAGUAGAAGAUUAAGCGAGACACCACCACCGCCAAACACAUGGCAAGUUAGUCCUGUUGCAAGGCAUUCGCAUACCUCUAGCGGGACGUCACCUUUAAGACGUUCAACUGGCAAUAAUAGUGCAUCAUCGCCGCUAUUAACAGGGCCACUAGCGGUGUUAGGUUCUCCAACAUCGAGAGCGUUUCAGGAUAAUAAUAACACGUUAAGGCAUUCACCUGUUAUUCCUUUUGGUACAAGAGCUGUUACUCUUCCUGAAAUAUCUGAGGCAGGUAGUUUCCAAAAUCUUUUACCGGAAGUAAAUCCUACAAUAAUGGACGAACGCCCGUUGACGUUCAUCGCACCUGAACUCCCGGAAGAGACGCUUUUGGAACGAGAACACAACGAAAUAUUAGCGAAGUUAAAUUUUGUUGUCGCAUUGUGCGAGUGUGUAUGCGAGGUAGCCAGAACGCGAGCCGGACCUUUGGGCGCACCUUUGGGUGGCAUCGAACAGGCAAGUAACGCCGCAACGAGAAGAAGGGCUGAACAAGUAAUUCUACUUGUUAGAGCUCUUCAGUGGCUCAGUUCUGGAUUAAGUCUGGCGACGCAACAAUUGAAGGCUGGUAGAUUACAGCCCACCGCCAGUGUUAAAGAAGAACGUGCCUCACAGAAUGUAAACAGCUCAAUAGCGCUGGGCUUCUUCAUCAAACGGGAGCCACCGCGGACAAAAUUCUCUAUAAUCAUGCCAUACAAAUGUGUCAGUCGGCAGCACUUGAUGAAUUGUUCGGCAAUCCUGCUGAAUGUUUUCAGCGAUAUCACUCGGCACAGAUAUUAUUGCAUUCAUUAUCGCAGCAUGUCAGUCACAGUCAGGAUAGGGCUCUCCUUAUUAAAUACAAAGAUGCUGUUGAAAAACGCUUGUACGUACUUCAACAACAAGGUUACAUUUACGCAACUGAUCCUACAUAGCGGUUGUGAAAAAUCGCAGCGAAGUACAGCAACCCGCCCAAAACCAUACCAUAUUCGAUACUUCCUUUCUGUAAGAUAUUCUGCCCUAUUCCGUAUAAAAACUGUUUAUUCAUUGAUCAUUGCGAUCACGCUACAAAGAUGACAUUGUAGAAAAAGAGAAGAUAACAUAUAUAGUAAGGUUUGUUAGAUCUACAGAGAAUAGGGUAGAUUACGCCGUGAAAGAGUACGAAAGUGGUUCUUUACAAGUUUCUUUAUAUGGUUUAUUAAUGAUAUAUAUAAUAUAUAUAUUAUGUUAUAUAUAUAAUAUAUAUAUACAUUGUGAUGUACGUAUGGUUGAUUGACUAACCUUUAUUUCAUAUCAAACAAUAAACAUGUGUAUACUAACAGCAUUGAGCAUUCAGUGCAAAGCUGAUUUCUUAAAUGAUGGUGGUAUAAUAAUUGCAACCAGAUUAAAGUAUAAAGUAUUAUUUUCA